AUGCCUUCCGCUUCCCCUCCUUGCCCAAAACCUCCUGCCAACGGCUUCGUCGCCCUCGCGCGCAAAGUCUAUCACCCCAUCGGAUUCAAAAAGGGGUACAACUUCACCCUCUUUGUCAUCACGGCGGGCGGUAUGAUGGGUUUUUCCCUCGCCCGCAUGAUGUACUUCAACUUCAACGGCGUCUUCUGCGACCCGGACCACAACUCACGCGCGCUUCCGGGAGAGUGCUACUAUUUUCAAAAAGGUACCGCACGGGUCGGUAUCAUCAUGCACCUUGCAGGUAUUAUACCGGCUGGGUUUCUCGCAUGUCUGCAGUUCAUCCCCUUUCUCCGCCGUAGGGCCAUCUUAUUCCAUCGUCUCAACGGAUACCUCGUGGUUCUCCUGAGUAUCGUGGGCAUCAUUGGCGUCUUCCUCAUUGCACGCCGGACGUUUGGCGGUGGUGUGAGCAUGCAGACUGUUUCGGGCACCGGCAGCCUCAUGUUCCUCGGCGCCCUGGCCCUUGCAAUCUACAAUAUCAAAAAGCUCCAGAUCGAGCAGCACCGGGCAUGGAUGCUCAGAGCCUGGGUAUACGCCGGCUUCAUCAUCACCAUGCGCAUCAUCGGCUACCUCGCUGCCAUGAUCACAGCCGAGUCAAAUUACUACCAAGUCAAACAGUGCGCUAUGGUGGAUUUCAUCUUUCGCCAUGACCAGAACAUGGUUCUCGGCCUCUAUCCUGGCUGCGACGGCUACUACUCGGGAGAGAAUCCUGGUCUCAGCGUUCUUGUUCAUGCCAGCAUCACUGCUCACCAACCGGCCGAGAUUUCAGCCGGGUUUACGGCCGUCUUUGAUUCGGGAUCAUGGCUGGCUUUGGCGAUCCACGCCAUACUCAUUGAGCUUUACCUUCAUUUGACACCUGCAGAAGCAGAACGCCUCCGUCGCAUUUCGUACCAGCGCCAGCUCGAAUCCGGUAUGAAAAAUGCUGGCAAUGCGGGCACGACUGCCCAAAGACUGGGUGAUGCUGAGCCCUGGCUGCCCCCGACUGAUUCACAACAGACCGAAUGUAGUAUACUGCCGAGCUCCGAUGAGGAUGUUAAGGAGAAGAGUGUAAGCGCGGCGUAG
This is a messenger RNA of Colletotrichum orchidophilum, 1098 nucleotides long. RefSeq lists its product as uncharacterized. The coding region runs from base 1 to 1098 and encodes 365 amino acids. The record is from RefSeq and is a predicted model, not a curated record. NCBI's taxonomy places the organism in Eukaryota, Fungi, Ascomycota, Sordariomycetes, Glomerellales, Glomerellaceae. The transcript has 3 exons.